AUGGCGUCCCACAUCGUUGGAUACCCUCGCAUGGGACCCAAGAGAGAGCUCAAGUUUGCCUUGGAGUCCUUCUGGGACAAGAAGAGCACGGUUGAGGAUUUACAGAAGGUUGCUACCGACCUGAGGGCCUCCAUCUGGAAGCAGAUGGCUGACGCCGGGAUCAAGUACAUUCCCAGCAAUACCUUCUCGUACUAUGACCUUGUACUUGACACCACGGCAAUGCUCGGUGCUGUCCCUGAAAGAUAUGGUUACACGGGUGGAGAGAUUGGGCACGAAAUCUACUUCUCCAUGGCUAGGGGUAACGCCUCUUUGCCUGCUAUGGAGAUGACCAAGUGGUUUGACACGAACUAGUGAGUUAUCCAUGAGACCAUCUAUUCGUAAUGUUCUUUUUCAUAUAAGUCUUAACCGCAGUUACCUUUACAUUGUCUCAUCAAAUGCGUUAAACGUUCUUUGUUUUCUCUGGUUCAGCCAUUACAUUGUCCCCGAGCUUGGGCCACACACAAAGUUCUCCUAUGGUUCUCACAAGGCUGUGUCUGAAUAUAAGGAGGCUAAAGCUGUAAGUGACAAUGUCACACAUUUUUCGUUCAGUGAGCAGCAAAUUUUGUCCUCAGCUUUAUACUCAUGUGUGUUAAUGGCAUUGGGUUUGAAUAAGUGAUCAUUCAUAAAUCCACGCCUAUCUUGAUUUGUCUUUUGUUCUGGCAUUCAUUUGACUUCGAGAUUGUUCUCAAGUUUCACCCACGUAAAUUGAACAUCUCUCAAAUGAAGAACAAUACAAAGUCCAGAUUCAUCCAUAUUUCUCUGCUGCAUUUUAAUUGUUAAACAUUUGUUUUACCUUCUCCUCAUCCUGUGAGUUUUUUUUUCAUUGCUAACCUCUCAUAUUUUCACUGUGUUUUUGGUACAGCUUGGGAUCGAUACAGUUCCUGUUCUUGUUGGGCCAGUGACCUACUUGUUGCUGUCAAAGCCUGCAAAGGGAGUAGAAAAAUCGUUCUCUACCCUGUCUUUGCUGGGAAGUGUUCUGUCCAUCUACAAGUAAGAAUUCCAACUUGUCCAGUCUUUGGUGUUAAGUUCACCAUAUGUGCGUUGUUUGCUUCGAUCCAUGGUUGGUAACCAGAGCUGUGUUAUGCACAGGGAGGUUAUUGCUGAACUCAAGGAAGCCGGUGCUUCAUGGAUUCAAUUUGACGAGCCCACUCUCGUCUUGGAUCUUGACGCCCAAAAGCUGGAGGCUUUCACACAGGCUUACUCUGAAUUGGAAUCUUCAUUGUCUGGUUUGAAUGUGCUUAUUGAGACCUACUUUGCUGAUGUUCCUGCCGAGGCUUACAAGUCAGUUGCAGUUGUUUCCUUGUCUUCUAUCCCAUAUUCCCCAGUUUGCAAUGUCACUUUUUGCACGGUAACUAAAUCAUUUGCCGCUGAUUUCGUUUUCCUUUAGGACUCUCACCUCGUUGAAUGGCGUCUCUGCAUUUGGCUUUGAUCUUGUUCGUGGAACCAAAACUCUGGAUCUGAUUAAGUGUGACUUCCCCGCCGGCAAGUACCUUUUUGCUGGAGUUGUUGAUGGCAGGAACAUUUGGGCCAAUGAUCUAGUUGCAUCCUUGGCCACCCUCGAAUCCCUCGAGGCCAUUGUUGGCAAAGGUGGUUAUAUCUUCAUUUGCAUUCUGGCUUUAGGGGUUGUUGAAAUGUGCUGCUCAUCACUCAUCUUCUGUUGCUUUUUGACAGACAAGCUUGUUGUCUCCACUUCGUGCUCUCUCACUCACACUGCUGUGGACUUGAUAAAUGAGACCAAGUUGGACGAUGAAAUCAAAUCGUGGCUUGCUUUUGCUGCUCAGAAGGUUGUUGAAGUGGAUGCCCUGGCCAAGUCAUUGGCUGGACAGAAGAAUGAGGUAUUAAUACUAUCGAUGUAGUAUUCUCUUGGAACUAGAGUAGAUCCGAGUGAGAGACUUUGUAUUAUCUAUCUAUCAUAUUACGCAGAGGGCAAGAUGGCUCAAUUUUACGUUUGGAAUGUUCAGGCGUUUUUCUCAGCUAACGCGGCUGCCUUAGCUUCGAGGAGGUCAUCCCCCAGGGUUACAAAUGAGGCGGUCCAGAAAGCUGUAAGCAUUGUUUAGGAAAGUCGUUGCCCACUCAGCCCACAUAUGGCGUAACACUUGUUUCCUUAACGAAGAGUUUUGAUCUUGUGCUGUGUAGGCCGCUGCGUUGAGGGGGUCUGACCAUCGCAGGGCAACAAAUGUCAGCGCUAGAUUGGAUGCGCAGCAGAAGAAGCUCAACCUUCCCCAUCUUCCCACCACCACCAUUGGGUCCUUCCCUCAGACCAUUGAGCUCCGACGGGUCCGCCGUGAGUUCAAGGCAAACAAGUACGCGACCUUAGAAAAGAGCUAACCAGAAGACAGUUGCAUCCCCAGAAGUUGUCACUAAUUUCUCGACGACAUUCUCCUUUUUCUUUCCUUUCUAGGAUCACCGAGGAGGAGUACAUUGCGGCCAUCAAGGAGGAGAUUAAGAAAGUCGUCAAGCUCCAGGAGGAUCUCGAUAUCGAUGUCCUCGUCCACGGAGAACCCGAGGUGAUGUGAUGUGAUGAGAGAAGUGGCUGCGAGUGGGCUGCGACCUUGAACGAGGAGAGAAACUGACUUGACUCGGCCUUUUUCUAAUCACGCAGAGGAACGACAUGGUCGAGUACUUCGGCGAGCAGCUCUCCGGGUUCGCGUUCUCGGCCAACGGCUGGGUCCAGUCCUACGGGUCGCGGUGUGUCAAGCCGCCGAUCAUCUACGGCGACGUGAGCCGCCCCAACCCCAUGACCGUCUUCUGGUCCAGCCUCGCCCAGAGCAUGACCGACCGCCCCAUGAAGGGCAUGCUCACCGGCCCGGUCACCAUCCUCAACUGGUCUUUCGUCAGGGACGACCAACCCAGGUGAGGCUCGCCCCCGGCUCUGGAUUCUCUCCUCCGGCCACGCAGAGCCGUGACCCUCUUUCGCCACCUCCCAGGUUCGAGACCUGCUACCAGAUCGCCCUGGCCAUCAAGAACGAGGUGGAGGAUCUCGAGGCCGCCGGCAUCCAGGUCAUCCAGAUCGACGAGGCCGCCCUGAGAGAGGGCCUUCCCCUCCGCAAGUCCGAGCAGGCCUUCUAUCUGGACUGGGCCGUCCACUCCUUCCGGAUCACCAACUGCGGCGUCAAGGACACCACGCAGGUAACCCCACUCGACCACACCCCUCCCCUCUCUUCCCCUUGAAUCCAACGGCGUCAACCGGAACCUAACCUCUCAAUGCUUGUUCCCGUGCGAUCUGCAGAUCCACACCCACAUGUGCUACUCCAACUUCAACGACAUCAUCCUCUCGAUCAUCGACAUGGACGCGGACGUGAUCACCAUCGAGAACUCGCGCUCCGACGAGAAGCUCCUGGCGGUGUUCCGCGAGGGCGUCAAGUACGGCGCCGGCAUCGGCCCGGGGGUCUACGACAUCCACUCCCCGCGUAUCCCCUCUGCGGAGGAGAUCGCCGACCGGAUCAACAAGAUGCUGGCGGUGCUCGACAACAACAUCCUCUGGGUCAACCCCGACUGCGGCCUCAAGACCCGCAAGUACGCCGAGGUCGUCCCCGCCCUCACCGCAAUGGUCCAGGCCGCCAAGCUCCUCCGCGCUGAGCUCGCCAGCGCCCACUAA
Molecule: messenger RNA, 3637 nt
Organism: Spirodela intermedia
Lineage: Eukaryota; Viridiplantae; Streptophyta; Magnoliopsida; Alismatales; Araceae
Source: the annotation of a GenBank genome assembly